UCGGUGUUUUCGUCUUGUAGCUGACUUCUCUAUCUGUGCGCUUCACGGGAAUGCGUAGGAGUAGGGGAAACACGCUUUAGGAAAUCAUAAGAGUGGACUUCGGUUCAACCUGCAUUGGAUUUUCUAACUACACGUUUUAGGAACGCAACUAAAUGGUGUAGUGACUUAGCCUGGUCCAUAAUGUCUCGAAGUGGCCGCUCCAAGAGUACCAGGACAGGGUCAUCCACAGGCCAGUGUGAGCCUCCUCAGGGACCAGGCGUCCAUGUCUAUCUGUUUUGGACCAAGGGAGGGGAGCGCUAUCUGACCCACACAGAGGGUAAAGUGACAGCCGAGGAGCUUUCAAUCUCUGCAGCACAGACUGUGGGUAUCACUCCACUGUGCCAUGUCCUGUUUUCCCUGUAUGACCCUGAAUCCCACUGCUGGUACAGUCCCAACCAUUUCUUCAACCCAGAAGAGCAGACAAGCCUGACACUCCAUUAUCGCAUGAGGUUUUACUUUCGGAAUUGGCAUGGGUUGAGUGAGAAGGAGCCGUCAGUGUCGCGAUAUGCCCCACGGUCAGGGACAGAGCACGGGGGCUCACCUCUACUAGAAAUGACCUCCCUGGAAUACCUCUUCUGCCAGGCAAAGUUUGAUUUUGUGAAUGAUGUCACGCCGAUGGAGGAUGCUCAAGGAAAAGAAGAGCUGAGUCGCUUUAAGAAUGAGAGUCUGGGUAUGGCUGUGCUGCACCUCUCUCACCAGGCCCUGUGCUCAGGCUGCACGCUACAGGAAGUGGCCAAGUCUGUCAGCUUCCUUCGCUGCAUUCCGAGAUCCUUCUCCAAACAUAUAGCGAGGGACAACUUCCUGACCAAGAUCCGUAUCCGGCGUGUGUUUGCUGACUUCGUGAGGACCUUCCAGGAGCACACUGUGGACGUAGGACGCCUGGGCUCCCAGGAGGUCAUGUAUAAAUACCUGUCUACUCUGGAGCACCUAGCCCCCUGCUUCGGUACCGAGACCUUCCUCGCGGCCCAACUGGAGCUGAGGAAGGACGGGGGCGACUGGAGCGGCUCCUACCUCAACACCAGCCACGCCCACGGGGCCUCUGACCCUGAGAACUUUGGCCCUCGGGUCAUGCAUGAGGUCAUGGUGUCUGGUACCAAGGGGAUUCAGUGGAGGAAGAUCACAGUGCAGAAGGCCCAGGCCAACAGUUACUUUGGGAACGAUUACUUAGGGAAUCGGAAAACUGUGAAGCAAUCGCCCCUCCAGCAAGAACCUAAAUCCUCUGACACAUGGAUGUCUUUCUGCGACUUCCCAGAAAUCUCCCACAUCACCAUCACUGGAGCCAACGUCAGCAUCAUUAAACAGGACAACUUCUCUAUGGAGGUUCAAAUGAAUUCCAGCCUUGAGGCUCUGUCUUUCGUCUCCCUGCUGGACGGGUACUUCCGGCUUACUGCAGACGCACACCACUACCUGUGUCACGAGGUGGCUCCGCCCAGGGUAGUGCUCAGUGCCACCAAUGGUCUCCAUGGACCAAUGAAUGAUGACUUUGUGCUGCAGAGACUGAGGAAGGAAGCAGUUGAAGAGGGAGCCUUUCUUGUGCGCUGGAGCGUCCUCGACUACCACCGCAUCAUAUUAGCUGUUCUAAACAAGAGUCAGAAUGGACAAGCUGCAAUUCACAAGCAGUUCAGGAUCCUGCAUAGUGGUUCAGUGUUUGCUCUGGAAGGCUGGGACCGGGAGUUCUCCAGUGUCAAGGAGCUCACCGACAGCCUCAAGACCUUUGUGCUCAAGUCUGGCACGGACAAUUUCACUGUGAAGAAAUGCUGCCUACCCCGACCUGCAGAACUGUCCAACCUCUUGGUGAUGAGGCAGGGUGCGGACCAGUGUGUUCAGCCUGACUCUGUGGCCCUCUGUCUGACUCAGCUGAGGUUCCAUCAGAUCAAAGACAAGGAGAUCACCCAGGAGCAGCAUCUGGGCCGUGGGACCAGGACCAACAUCUACUCUGGCAGUCUGUUGGUGUGGGGCGGAGUCGAGGAGGAGGAUGAGGAGGACAAGUGGAACAACAAUCUUACUGAUCGCAAAGAGAUCCGAGUGGUUCUUAAGAUCUUGGACCAGAGCCACAAGGACAUAGCGUUAGCAUUCUUUGAAACAGCCAGUCUGAUGAGCCAAGUAUCUCACAGUCACCUGGUCUUUGUACAUGGAGUGUCUGUCAAAGGAUCUGAGAACAUCAUGGUGGAGGAGUUUGUGGAGUUUGGGCCUCUGGAUGUGUUCCUGCGAAGGGAAAGGGCGCUGGUCACCCCUCAGUGGAAAUUUACUGUAGCCAAACAGCUGGCCAGUGCCCUGAGCUACCUCGAGACUAAACAACUGGUACAUGGUAAUGUCUGUGCUAAAAACAUUCUGGUGGCUCGUCGUGGUCUGGAGGAGGGCACCUUUCCCUUUGUCAAGCUGAGCGAUCCAGGCAUUGCCCUCAACGUGCUGUCCAGAGAAGAGCGUGUCGAGCGAAUCCCAUGGAUCGCCCCGGAGUGUGUGCCAAGCAGUGCCCCAUUCGGCAGUGCUGCCGACCAGUGGAGCUUUGGAGCCACACUGCUGGAGAUCUGCAACAAUGGAGAUUUGCCCAUGAGUGGCAGCACGCUCACUGAGAAAGAGCGUUUCUACGAGACGCGGAGUCGCCUCACCGAGCCCUCGUCGCAGGAACUGGCCAGCUUCAUUAGCAUGUGUUUGACCUACGAACCCCGGGAGAGGCCGUCCUUCCGCACUGUGCUUCGAGAGCUCACUGAACUACAGAUCAAGAAUCCUGACAUAUCCCCUUUGGAGUCUCUCCCGGACGCUGACCCCAACGUUUUCCUCAAACGCUACUUGAAAAAGAUCCGGGACUUAGGAGAGGGUCACUUUGGGAAGGUGAUUCUCUAUGUGUAUGACCCAGCCAACGACGGGACAGGGGACUAUGUAGCAGUGAAGGCCCUGAAGCAUGAGGGAGGCAGCCAUCUCCGUGAAGGCUGGAUGAAGGAGAUUGAGAUCCUCAAGUCUCUUUACCACAGCAACAUAGUCAAGUACAAGGGCUGCUGCUCUGAGCUGGGAGGGCAGACGGUGCAGCUGAUUAUGGAGUUCCUACCUCUGGGCAGCCUCAGAGAGUACCUAGCCAAACACCGCCUGGGCGUGGCUCACAGCCUCCUCUUUGCACAGCAGAUCUGCCAGGGGAUGGAUUACCUGCACUCGAAGCGAUACAUCCACCGGGACUUGGCUGCCCGGAACGUACUGGUGGAGAAUGAGCAUCUGGUGAAGAUCGGGGACUUUGGCCUUACCAAAUACAUCCCAGAGGGAGAUGUUUACUACCGCGUGCGUGAGGAUGGAGACAGUCCUGUGUUCUGGUGA
Molecule: messenger RNA, 3345 nt
Organism: Oncorhynchus tshawytscha (Chinook salmon)
Lineage: Eukaryota; Metazoa; Chordata; Actinopteri; Salmoniformes; Salmonidae
Product: non-receptor tyrosine-protein kinase TYK2
Exons: 21
Coding region: 181-3345 (1054 amino acids)
Biological process (GO): peptidyl-tyrosine phosphorylation; intracellular signal transduction; cell differentiation
Cellular component (GO): cytoskeleton; cytosol; membrane
Molecular function (GO): cytokine receptor binding; non-membrane spanning protein tyrosine kinase activity; ATP binding
Source: RefSeq, a predicted model, not a curated record